This is a messenger RNA of Meloidogyne enterolobii, 189 nucleotides long. The record is from the annotation of a GenBank genome assembly. NCBI's taxonomy places the organism in Eukaryota, Metazoa, Nematoda, Chromadorea, Rhabditida, Meloidogynidae.
AUGUUUUUAUUUAUUUUUUAUAGAACAGGACCUAAAGAACAACAAUCUGGAGAAACUGCUUUGGAAGGCCUUUUAAAUAUUUCUCUUCACGGAAUUGAUCCAGCACUUCGUUAUAGUAUUGAACACGCUCUCCAAGCCGUUGUUUGUCUUAAAAAAUUGGCUAGGGUUUGCUUUUUUAUUUUUUUUUAA